Molecule: messenger RNA, 832 nt
Organism: Rubroshorea leprosula
Lineage: Eukaryota; Viridiplantae; Streptophyta; Magnoliopsida; Malvales; Dipterocarpaceae
Source: the annotation of a GenBank genome assembly
AUUCCUCGGAGAAAAAUUUCCUAAGAUUAAUCCAACAGCAACCUGCAUCAUAAAGGGGAAAAAAAAAAGAAGAAGAAGAAAUCAAGCCUGCAUCCAUUUAUAUAUGCAGCUGCAUUUGUAGAGAAAACUUAAGAAGAUGGUACCUCAAGGCUUUGCCAACGUUGCCAUGCAAUCCCCUGAUUCCCCUCUGAUUCUUUCCUUCAUCACCUCCGUUGGCAUUGUUGUCAUCAUCCUGUUUUGCCUCAUGGCAGUGUGCGUGAUAGCCGCUUCAUUUGUCAUUCUCCUCAUCUACAUAAUCUGUGAAUGCGUCUGUUGGCCCUUAUUUGACAGAUUCGACUGCGAUCCAGAGCUUGGUCGAGGACUUGGUCGAGGGAUUAAUCAUGCUCGUAUAGUGACAUAUCAAGCAGUCAUCCCUAACUAUUUGCAGCCAUUGGAUACUGUGGACGAAAGGCGAACGCUGAGGCAACAGGCACUGGAAAAACUGUUGCCCCCUAUGGUUUAUGGCAGUGGUAAAUUGCCCUUGAGAUCUGGAGACUGUGCCAUUUGCCUGGAUGAUUACAUGGUUGGUGAAUUGUAUCGGGUUUUUCCUCCUUGCAAGCACAUGUUUCAUUUGAAUUGUAUAGACAACUGGUUGUUGGACAACUUGACUUGUCCUGUUUGCCGAAAGUGUGUCUUGGAUGAUUGAGCACCAGCUUAUUCGUAUUUGAUGAUCAUUGUCACAGAGAAAACCAUGCAUGGAUAUAAAUUCAGUUCUCUUUUCUUUCUUUCUUUUUUUCUUGUGAUUAUAAAUUACAGCUCAUUUCACCCCUUUUAAUGAAUGAAAUUAAAACUG